AAAUCUUUUAAUUUUUAUCAUCGCAAGUCACAAGCGUUAAGCUCACAACAUUCGUCCGUGAGUGGUGGCUGAUGAGUCAUUGCGUGUCUUAUACCGUAUAAACAUAAUAAACAUAAUAUUACAGUAAUACAGUGACUAGUCACCAAAGUUGAUUCUUGAGCUCAGUGCUAUAUAAGGUGAAUGAUUCAUUUCUGACGGUACACUGUUUGCAGACUUCCUCGCAACUGAAGUUCUAGAUCUCGUCCAAAGUCAAAUAAUUCUUGUUCUCUGCUCACGUCGUUUCGUCCAUUUCCGUCGAUCUCGUCAUGGCUCAAGCUCCAUUCCUCAAUCCGACCAUCCCGUUUGUUGGACCGAUACAAAACGGUUUGAAACAAGGCACAUUACUUAGCUUUCAUGGCACAUCAUACCCGUCUUCAAACAGGGUCUGUAUAAAUUUACAAAUAGGUCCGAGUGUUGCUCCUCGAGACACCGUCGCCCUAUUUGUUGCUUUAGACUUUAACCGCAACUUGAUUGUCAGGAACUCUAUUCAAGCACAAAAUUGGGGCGUGGAGGAAACUCAUGGUCCACCUGUGGCUCUCAUUCGAGGCCAACCAUUCAAAUUGGACAUUUUGUGCGAUGCUUAUGAUUAUAAAAUAGCAUUUAACGGAUCCCAUUAUGCAGAAAUGAAACACAGGAUACCAUUUCAAAGUGUGUUUUACCUAGCUAUCGAUGGAGAAGCACAAUUUCAAAGUAUACAUAUAAAUUCUGCUGGAAGUACUCAGUUUGGUGGUUCGACAAUGCCAAUGCCUGGUAAUCCACCUGGAUAUGUGCCAAUGCCCGGACAGAUGCCAAUUCCUGGACAAAUGCCUAUGCCCGGACAGAUGCCAAUUCCUGGACAAAUGCCUAUGCCUGGAAGCUAUGCAUCUGGACAUAUGCCAUCAGCAGGUCAUAUGCACAUGCCUGGAGCUCCACCUGGAACUGUUCCACCAUAUACUUCAGGUUAUAGUGCUUAUCCUGGUCAAACUCAUAAUUCACCUUAUUUACAGAAACACACAAGUUCGCCAAUUAAAGAUGCUAUCAAUCAAGGAUUAACUAAUUAUGCUCUAACUGGACAUAUUAGCCCUCGUAAGGCAGCAAAAGCUCAAAGAAAACAGGCCAAAAAAGCUCUGAAAUAUGGUGUUCCUGUAGCUGGAGUGGCUGGAGUUGGUGUUGGUGCUUAUGCUAUGCACAAAGCACAUAAGCAUAAAGGAUAUAAACAUAAAAAGGGAUCUAAGUCAUCGAGCAGUAGUAGUAGUAGUAGUAGUAGCAGCAGUAGCAGUGAUUGAAUGAAUGAUAAUAAUUACAUAUUUUAAAGUUGCUGGUUAACAAUUUUAUUGCUUAAUAUGAAGUUUUAACUGAGUAUCUGCAUAACAAUCAUAGUAUUAUUUUUAUAUUACUCAGCAUAUUAAGAUCUAUU
Messenger RNA from Melanaphis sacchari, 1435 nucleotides. RefSeq names its product galectin-9. NCBI's taxonomy places the organism in Eukaryota, Metazoa, Arthropoda, Insecta, Hemiptera, Aphididae. The record is from RefSeq and is a predicted model, not a curated record. The coding region runs from base 306 to 1304 and encodes 332 amino acids. The transcript is spliced from 6 exons. Gene Ontology annotation, molecular function: galactoside binding; carbohydrate binding.